GUUUGCUUUCGUUCACUUCCUUCAAAAGCAUUCCUGUCUCUGUAUUUCCUUCACCUCCGGCUGAAUCUCCGGCGAAUGAUCCGUCCGUUAGCUUGAUGUUUCGUUUUCUUUUACGUAUUUGGCGUGAAAGCGUGCUAAAAGUUUAGUUGACGCGAAACUUCUUCUGUCUGAAUAGUGAAUACACACUGAAGCAAAUCCAGGACAAAUUUGGUGUGUUUUGUCUGAGUUGGAGAGAUUAGGAGGUUCCACAUUGUCUGGUGGCUUCAACUAUGCUACCUAGUGGGUUGAAAGAAACCCAACUCCGCGAGAGCAACAACAGCCAGAAGGUCCAUCCUCAACCAAUGGAAGAGUCUAUCAAUCAGAACCCAGAAGCUAUGGAAGCUCUUAUAUCCAAUCUGUUUGGAAACAUCUCGUCUUUGAAAUCGGCUUAUGUCGAGCUUCAAUCUGCUCAUACGCCUUACGAUCCCGAGAAGAUUCAGGCAGCGGACAAAGUUGUGAUUUCUGAACUCAAGAAUCUUUCGGAACUGAAGCAUUUUUACAGAGAGAAUAACCCCAAGCCUGUAUGUGUCUCUCCACAAGACUCUCGUUUAGCUGCAGAGAUUCAAGAACAGCAGAGUCUGCUCAAGACUUAUGAGGUCAUGGUGAAGAAGUUUCAGUCUGAGAUUCAGAACAAGGACUCUGAGAUCACUCAGAUGCUGCACAAGAUCGAGGAAGCAAACCAGAAACGGCUUAAGCUUGAGAAGAAUCUUAAGUUAAGGGGAAUGUCUACAAACGAAUCCUCUGGUGGAGAUGGCAAUUUGCAGUUUCCUGACUUGACCACUGAACUCUUUAUAUCAACGUACGAAGCUGCUUCCAAAGCCGUGCAUGAUUUCUCCAAGCCGCUAAUCAACAUGAUGAAAGCUGCGGGAUGGGAUCUUGAUUCUGCAGCCAAUUCGAUUGAGCCUGAUGUUGUUUACGCCAAGAGGCCUCACAAGAAAUAUGCAUUUGAAUCAUACAUAUGCCAGAGGAUGUUCAGUGGGUUUCAGGAGAAGAAUUUCUCAGUAGACUCAGAGAGUGCGACGGCCGAUGACACAGAGACCUUCUUCCGUCAGUUUCUUGCUCUCAAGGAUAUGGAUCCACUAGAUGCUCUAGGGACAAACCCGGAUUCCAAUUUUGGUCAAUUCUGCAGGAGCAAGUAUCUCAUCUUGAUCCAUCCAAAGAUGGAAGCUUCUUUCUUUGGAAAUCUAGACCAGCGUGACUACGUGACAGGAGGUGGGCAUCCGAGGACCGCGUUUUACCAGGCCUUCUUGAAACUCGCAAAGUCGAUAUGGAUCUUGCACAGGCUUGCUUUCUCGUUUGAUCCAGCCGCAAAGAUCUUCCAGGUGAAGAAGGGUAGUGAGUUCUCUGAUUCAUACAUGGAAAGUAUUGUGAAGAACAUAGUUGUGGAUGAAAAAGAAGAGAACCCAAGAGUUGGUCUUAUGGUCAUGCCUGGGUUUUGGAUUGGUGGUAGUGUGAUUCAAAGCCGAGUUUAUGUUUCUGGUGUGAAGAUCGUUGAAUGAAGGACAUUCUAGUGUCCCUGAAAUCCCAAGAGAACUGUCAUAAAGCUUCCCACUUUGUUGUGUAACUUUUAUUUUCCCGCUUGUUAUAAAUUUUAUUUUCAGUAAGCCGACAUCUAAUUGUCUGUCUAAGUUGAUCGAAAAAAAUCAUUUCUUUCAAGCAGAAA
Messenger RNA from Eutrema salsugineum, 1702 nucleotides. Its product is annotated as protein GRAVITROPIC IN THE LIGHT 1. The coding region runs from base 270 to 1538 and encodes 422 amino acids. The transcript is spliced from 2 exons. The record is from RefSeq and is a predicted model, not a curated record. Lineage: Eukaryota; Viridiplantae; Streptophyta; Magnoliopsida; Brassicales; Brassicaceae. Gene Ontology annotation, biological process: negative gravitropism; response to red or far red light.